This is a messenger RNA of Ilex paraguariensis (yerba mate), 804 nucleotides long. Lineage: Eukaryota; Viridiplantae; Streptophyta; Magnoliopsida; Aquifoliales; Aquifoliaceae. The record is from the annotation of a GenBank genome assembly.
AUGGCAAAAAUCGAAGUUAAAGACAUAGUCUCAUGGAACGACCUCAUCAAUGGCUACUCUCAGCUGGGGACUCCCAAAUCUUCAUCCUUAGUCAUGAAACUGUUCAAGCUUAUGCGGAAAGAGAAUACUUUUCCCGAUGCCCAUACUUUCCCCAGAUUUUUUUCUGCGGCAUCGAUUUUUAUGGACCCAUUUUGUGGCCAGCAAGCUCAUCCACUUGCCAUCAAAACAACUUGUUGUUCCGAUGUAUUUGUGAAUAGUUCUUUGUUAAACACGUACUGCAAAUGUGGCCUUAUUUGUGAUGUGUGUAAAUUGUUUGAUAGAAUGCCCGAGAGAAAUUCGAUUUCGUGGGCUACGAUGAUUUCUGGGUAUGCUAUGCAUCGGUUUGCUGGUUAUGCUUUGGAGGUUUUUAGGAUGAUGACGUGGUUGGAAAAGGAAGAUGUGAAUGAGUUUAUGGUAACUAGUGUUCUUAGUGGUGUUACCUUGCCAGAAUUUAUUGAUAUUGGUAAACAAAUUCAUUGUCUUGCUGUGAAAAAUGGGUUGUUAUCAGUUGGAAAUGCAGUCGUUACCUUGUAUGCAAAGUGUGGAAGCUUAGCUUACGCGCUGCAAAUGUUUGAGCUUUUGAGUGAGAAGAACUCUAUUACGUGGUCUGUGAUGAUCACUGGGUAUGCACUUUGUAGCGAUGGUGAGAAGGCAUUGAAAAUGUUCUCGGAUAUGCAUUUUUCUGGGAUGAGGCCUAGUGAAUUCACUCUUGUUGGGCUGUUCAAUGCUUGUAGUGAUGUUGGUGCUACUGUAGAGGGAAAGUAG